Molecule: messenger RNA, 1116 nt
Organism: Grosmannia clavigera kw1407
Lineage: Eukaryota; Fungi; Ascomycota; Sordariomycetes; Ophiostomatales; Ophiostomataceae
Product: short chain dehydrogenase reductase
Exons: 2
Coding region: 1-1116 (371 amino acids)
Molecular function (GO): oxidoreductase activity, acting on the CH-OH group of donors, NAD or NADP as acceptor
Source: RefSeq, a predicted model, not a curated record
AUGUCUUCUCUCCUUCGUUCCUUCGCCGGUCCUGCGCGCUUCGCAGUCAAGGCCACCUCGGCUCGCUCAGUUCUUGCGAAGCCUACCGUCUACCGCUUGCCCACCCAGGCUCGGGCACUGUCCGUGACGGCUUCGCUCACAUCCAAGAAGACUGAGGUCAUUAAAGAGACUGAGGUCCCUGUUUCGAUUUACAGCCCUGAUGGGAAAGGCGUCUCUGCGAGUCCUGAUCACUUCAGCAUCCCCGUGCAUGGGAAGGCGCAGCAAGCCGCCACUGUGACCGAUCCAGAGAGCGAAGAUGUCACUCCUCUGGAUCCCAAAGUCUUCAAGUCAAUGCCGCCCACUUUGCAGAAGAUGACUGUCAUGGGCAAGGUGAUCGUUGUCACUGGGGGUGCUCGGGGUCUGGGCAACUAUAUGGCACGGGGUUGCGCUGAGGCAGGUGCCAAGGCCAUCGUCAUCUUCGAUGCCAACCAGAACCUUGGCGACGAGGCUGCCGAGGAGCUGCACCACAAAUCUGGCAUCGACGUGUCUUUCUUCAAGGUAGAUGUCCGUGACGGGAACGCCAUCAAUGCUGCUGUGCAACAGGUCGUGAACCUGUACGGCGCUCCCGAUGUGCUUAUUAACUCGGCCGGUAUUGCCGAUUCCAACAUCAAGGCCGAGGACUAUGAUCCGGCCAUGUUCCGCCGUUUGAUCGACAUCAACCUGACAGGCUCCUUUUUGAUGGCUCAGGCCGUGGGUCGGGCCAUGAUGACUGCCAACAAGCCUGGCUCUAUAGUCCUCGUUGCCUCGAUGUCUGGAACCAUUGUCAACUAUCCGCAGGAGCAGUCUUGUUACAAUGCCUCGAAGGCCGGUGUUGCCCAGCUCGGCAAGUCUCUGGCUGCCGAGUGGGCCAAGUAUGACAUCCGUGUCAACUGCAUUUCCCCUGGCUACAUGGACACUGCCCUCAACAAGGUUCCUGCUCUUGAUGCCCAGAAGAAGAUCUGGCGCAAUCUGACGCCACAAGCCCGUCUGGGCAAUGUUGACGAGCUCAACGGGCUGUGCCUCUUCCUUGCAUCCGACUCCAGCUCCUUCAUGACUGGGGCCAACGUCCUCAUUGAUGGUGGCUACUCUCUCUACUAG